Trifolium pratense (red clover) is the source of this 2458-nucleotide messenger RNA. RefSeq names its product U-box domain-containing protein 4. Lineage: Eukaryota; Viridiplantae; Streptophyta; Magnoliopsida; Fabales; Fabaceae. Gene Ontology annotation, cellular component: cytoplasm; nucleus. The record is from RefSeq and is a predicted model, not a curated record. The transcript is spliced from 2 exons. The coding region runs from base 418 to 1782 and encodes 454 amino acids. Gene Ontology annotation, molecular function: protein binding.
UACGUCGACGACAACCCCACAUAAAAAAAAUCCUAUUACUACUACCAUCACCUCAAUCCAUUCACCUACCAACAAAUCUCUGACCGUCGAUUCUGUCUACAAAAACCGGUCCCACCUUAUCACCACCGCCUGUCAUUUCUACAAAUGUCACCCCCAAGUCACUCUAUCAUCCCCCAUGAUACCAAAGCCACUACAACACUCACAGCAAAAACCAGCCUUUAAAUUUCAAUUCACAUAAAUCACAUAAAUUAAAAUAAUUAAAAUUUAAAAAAAAAAAAAAAAAAACAGUUACUAUUAUUCUUCAUCUUCUUCUUCUUUCUUCUUCACUCACUGAAAUGAAACUUUUCAAACUUUCUUAAAAUCGGAAUCAAAUUACAAACCCUAAUUCCCAAAUUUGUGAAAUUUGAAGCUUCAAGAAUGGUUUCUCUUGAAGAAUCACGUUCGAAUUCGAAUCGUUUUCCGUUGCCACGAACCUAUCAGUAUCAUUCCUCCAAAUCGGAGCGUAACAUCGGAAGAUCCAUGCGAACAAGAAGAUCCAGUAUCUUCGAUGAAGAUAAUAGUAGUUGCACGUUUACUGAGAGAUCCACGUGUGUAUCGGAAAAUUUAACCGAUUCCGUCGUCGACCUCCGUCUCGGUGAACUUGCUUCCCGGAAUAACAAAUCCGGGAAAUCCUCUGCAACUGAGCAGGAGCUUCUUGAUUUAUCUCAAGUUUUCAGUGAAUAUUCUGCUUGUAGUAGUGAUAUCUCCGGUGAGCUUCAGCGGUUGGCGACGUUACCGUCGCCGGAAUGUAAUCUGAAGAAUGACGGUGGAUGUGAUGGUAUGGUUGAAGUUGAGCCGGAGCCUUGCAUGGGGUUUUUGCAGAGAGAGAAUUUCUCAACUGAGAUUAUUGAGAGUAUUUCGCCGGAGGAUCUUCAACCGACGGUGAAGCUUUGCAUCGACGGUCUACAAUCUUCUUCAGUUGCCGUGAAGCGUUCCGCGGCGGCGAAACUGAGGUUGUUAGCUAAGAAUCGUGCUGAUAAUAGAGUUCUGAUUUGUGAAUCCGGAGCUGUACCUUUUCUUGUUCCUCUGCUUCGAUGCAGUGAUCCAUGGACGCAAGAACAUGCAGUAACAGCACUUUUGAAUCUUUCACUUCACGAAGAUAACAAGAAACUGAUAUUCAAUGCCGGAGCAGUGAAAUCGUUGAUUUAUGUGUUGAAAACAGGGACAGAGACUUCGAAACAGAACGCAGCUUGUGCACUUUUGAGCUUAGCUUUAGUGGAAGAAAACAAGAGCUCAAUUGGAGCUUCUGGCGCGAUUCCGCCUCUUGUUUCGCUUCUGCUAAACGGUUCAAACAGAGGGAAAAAGGAUGCUUUAACGACACUGUACAAGCUUUGUUCUGUUAAGCAGAAUAAGGAGAGAGCCGUUACUGCCGGUGUGGUGAAGCCGUUGGUUGAGCUUGUUGCUGAGCAAGGGAAUGGUAUGAUGGAGAAAGCAAUGGUGGUGUUGAAUAGCUUGGCAGGAAUUGAAGAAGGAAAGGAAGCUAUUGUUGAAGAAGGUGGAAUAGCUGCUCUUGUUGAAGCCAUUGAAGAUGGGUCUGUGAAAGGAAAGGAAUUUGCGGUUUUAACACUUCUUCAGCUUUGUGCUGAGAGUGUUACAAAUAGAGGGUUACUUGUUAGAGAAGGUGGAAUUCCUCCACUUGUAGCUCUUUCCCAGAAUGGAACUCCUCGAGCUAAGCAUAAGGCUGAGACGCUUCUUCGAUACUUGAGAGAAUCAAGACAAGAAGCAUCAACUUCGACUUCUUAAUGAAGUAAUUGCGAAUUUGGGUUAUUAGUUAGGAAGGUAAUUAUACAAUGUAAUUGAUUAUUGUAUAUAUAAUGGUUUGCCUGGUUUGUACAGUGUGGCAAACAUUCUUGGAAGAAUGUUUAUUGAAGUUAGAAGAAGUUAGCAAUCUAAAAGACUAUAGACUGACCUUUAGAUGCAUGAAUAUAGCUAGGUUUGGUAUUCUGCUUUCCCUUGUAUCAAUUUGUUGUGUUUCCUCGAGUUCCAUGGCAUGGGUUUGGCUUUCACCGAAUCCUCGGCCUCACUGUACGUUAGCUUCGAAGCUAUGUAUUACUUCAACUGCAUGCACGGUGCAUGUUUGCCCAACGCAGUACCAAACACAAGCAUGGUUGUCUUCGAGUUUUGGGCUGAUUAGGUUUUUAAAUUUCUUUCGUAUAGACAACCCUAGUUUUGGGAAAAGGGUUUCUGAUUUCAUCAUUGUAUGUUUUAUCUUCCCACUUGUUGUGAAAGUGCGGAGCUAGUGGCCUAUUUGGAUUAUUUCUUUCUCCAUACUCCAUAGUUCCUUUUAGUUAAAUUGGAGCUUGAGUUUUGUGUAUUUUAUACUGAUGAAUGCAAGCAUAACUGUAAGCCAGUUAGUCAGCUUCAUCUGUUUUGAACUGAAAGUAUGUAACUCUCAACUGAAGUGUGCUGUUUUUGACAA